AUGGACCUGAAAAUAGCGCUUGGGAUCGCUCUGUUUGUCGUUUUCUUAACCUCGCGGAUAAAUGGCCAAGAAGCCAUCUUGCACGUUUCAAACGGAGACAUGUCUAGAGAGUACUGCAUCGUCUACAACCGCUCCUGGACUACGCUCGCACCAGCACUUGAUAAUGCGACGGCAUACCCGUUGGUCAAUUUGACCUCCACGUUGCUGUGUAAUGCCGCAGGGGUUGAUCCAGAGGCAGUGAAGGGCAAAGCGGUGGUGGUGAUGAUGGGGGAGUGUAACUUCAGCCAGAAAGCUCUGGUUGCCCAAAACCUCCACGUUUCAGUGUUGCUGAUCGCGAGCACAAAAUCACUGAUCACUCCAUCAGACAAUACAUCCGAGUACCCAAAGAUCAAGAUUCCUCUGGCUCUCAUGAGGUAUCGAGAUUUUCUGGAAGCAAAGCAGGUGUUUGGUGAGACAAUGACGGUGAAGCUGUUUGCACUGCCUUUUUCAAAAAUUGAUUCAAGCAUCGCUGUCAUCCUGCUGAUUUCUGUGGCAACGAUCACUUUAGGCGGUUUCUGGAGCGGAGCAUAUGAGAGAGAAAGACUGAAUAACAAUGUUUGUGGGGGAGGCAGUGAAACUAAAGCAAACGGCAGCGAACUUUCCCUGUACUCUCCUCUCAAAGUGAUUAUCUUUGUUGCCUUGAUGUGUGGAAUGUUGGUCCUGAUGUACUUCUUCUACAACAUUCUGGUUUACGUCAUUAUUGCUAUAUUCUGCCUCGCUUCUGCCUCUGCACUGUUCAGCUGCUUCAGUGCUGUGAUGGACAAACUCGGCUGUGGCACUUUAAACGUCUCCGUCAGAAACAGGGACAUCUCUGUGAGGUCUGUCCUGCUGGCUGCUGUGUGCAUUAGCAUCACUGUGGUCUGGGGAGUGUACAGAAAUGAAGACAGAUGGAUCUGGAUUUUGCAGGACCUCCUUGGCAUUGCUUUUUGCCUCAACUUCAUGAAGACCAUCUCUCUGUCUAAUUUUAAGAUCUGUGUGAUUCUGCUGAGCCUCCUCCUUGUCUAUGACGUCUUCUUUGUUUUCAUCACUCCUUUCUUCACCAAGAACGGUGUUAGCAUCAUGGUGCAGGUAGCUCUCGGACCAGAUGCAUCUGGAGAAAAGACGCAAGGUAACGUGGAAAUCCCUGCUGAACCACGGGCUCCAUCUGAGAAACUACCUGUGGUGAUGCGUGUCCCGCGGUUCUCGGCCUGGGCUCAGAACCUGUGUGGGAUGCAGUUCUCCAUUCUUGGUUAUGGAGAUAUCAUUGUACCAGGUCUCCUGGUGGCGUAUUGCAGCAGGUUUGAUGUUUGGGUCAACAGCAGGAAGAAGAUCUACUUCAUCAGCUGCUGCAUCGCCUAUUUUCUGGGAAUGAUACUGACGUUUGCCGUGAUGCUGCUGUCAGGGAUGGGCCAGCCAGCUCUGCUCUACUUAGUGCCUUUUACCUUGAUAACCUCUGCUGUGGUGGCUGGGUGCAGGGGAGAAAUGAAGCAGUUCUGGUCUGGAACCACCUAUGAGGUUUUGGAUUCACCCAGGGAACCUUUGCUGCCAGAGGGAAGAACUGACCGUUCCAUAGAUGGGGAGAAUUGCUGACUUACAGUUGAGCAUGGACUUAACUUCUGAUUUAUUUCCAUAUUAUUAUUUUUUAAGAGUUUUGUUUUACAUUUGCAAAGCAAGUUAACACAUUGUUGAUCAAACCUUUCUGACAGCGAGAACUCACUUUGAACAGAGGAGUGAUUAAAACAUUUAUAGUGCCUGAGAGGUCUUUUAGGUUCACUUUAAUGAACAGGAAUGACUUUUUUGCCUUG
Molecule: messenger RNA, 1823 nt
Organism: Nematolebias whitei (Rio pearlfish)
Lineage: Eukaryota; Metazoa; Chordata; Actinopteri; Cyprinodontiformes; Rivulidae
Gene: sppl2a
Exons: 17
Coding region: 1-1608 (535 amino acids)
Biological process (GO): membrane protein proteolysis
Cellular component (GO): lumenal side of endoplasmic reticulum membrane; cytoplasmic side of endoplasmic reticulum membrane; Golgi-associated vesicle membrane
Molecular function (GO): aspartic endopeptidase activity, intramembrane cleaving
Source: RefSeq, a predicted model, not a curated record